AUGUUUCAAAGAUGGGACUCUUCAGACUCAGAUUCCAGCUUCAGCCCCACGGAGUCUGAAUUAUCUGUUGGCCGAGCAUGCCGGUCGCUGAUACAGUUUCUUCUCUGCCCUCCUUAUGGCGGAGAAAUGACAGAGGGACCGUUUGGUUGGUCUCCUACUCAUGAAACUAUUCGAAGUGAGUGCGUUGACUUGUUCGCUUUGUGCAAGAAUUCAAAAGACUACGACGAUUAUGGAAACCGAAUCAAUGUUUACUCUGCUCUUCGCAUGGAUGGAAGCUACACAAACAAUAUAAUCGGCAUGAAACACAUUUACGCAGAAUCCGAUGGAUCCGAACUUGUCAAUCCGACUCUAGGUGUCACAAAAGGAUCGCUAUCAACAACGAUAGCGAUAUCGGAGAUGUCAAAAUCAAGCUUCGAUGGAUAUUUGAUCAUUGUGAUGAUUGUGCUUUUAUCCAUUGGAGUAAUUUAUCUGAGUUUAUUGAAGAAAUCAAAAGAAAUACGAGAAGAAAAAGAAGACUCUGAGAAAUCACCUUCUAUUCUUGUCUGA
Molecule: messenger RNA, 546 nt
Organism: Oikopleura dioica
Lineage: Eukaryota; Metazoa; Chordata; Appendicularia; Copelata; Oikopleuridae
Source: the annotation of a GenBank genome assembly